AUGUCGUCGAAAGUGAUCCAUAGACUUGUCUUGGGUUCGAAACUUUCCAUACGCACAUAUGCUAUCAGACCGCUAAAGGUACCAAUCACUCUUCCCUCUGGAAUCACCUACGAUCAACCCACGGGUCUGUUCAUCAACGGGGAGUUCGUCACCUCCAAGCAGCACAAGACUUUUGAGGUGCUGGACCCUUCUACAGAAGAGGAAAUCACACAUGUCUAUGAGGCCCGCGAAGAAGACGUGGACGUAGCGAUUGCCGCUGCGAAAAAAGCGUUUGAGAGUAGCUGGAGCACUGCAGACCCCGAGUUGCGUGCCAGGUGUCUCUUCAAGCUCGCAGAUCUCGUCGAAGAGCAUUCUGAAAUACUGGCAGGUAUCGAUUCUCUCGACAACGGUAAAUCGCUGCUGUGUUCUCGAGGCGAUGUUAGUCUGGCCUCCAAAUAUCUGCGUUCCUGUGCCGGAUGGGCUGAUAAACUUUACGGCCGUACAAUCGACACUGGCUCUUCGACUUUCUCAUACACCCGCCGUGAACCUUUGGGCGUGUGUGCUCAGAUCAUUCCUUGGAAUUUCCCACUUUUAAUGUGGUCAUGGAAAGUAGGUCCAGCUUUGACAACCGGUAAUACUGUGGUUCUCAAGCCCGCCGAGGCUACUCCAUUAUCUGCUCUUUACGUUUCACAAUUGGUUAAACAGGCUGGUGUUCCGGCCGGAGUUGUCAAUAUUCUUCCUGGAUUUGGUAAAGUGAUUGGUGAGAGAAUGUGCACUCACAAGGAUGUAAAGAAAGUCGCCUUCACAGGAUCAACAGAAACGGGGCGUCAUAUUAUGCGCACUGCAUCAGAUACUAUCAAGAAAGUCACUUUGGAGCUAGGAGGAAAAUCUCCAAACAUUGUUUUUGCAGACGCUGAUAUCGACAAGGCCGUAAGCACCAUUGCUUUCGGAAUUUUCUACAACUCUGGUGAAGUAUGCUGCGCUGGCUCUCGCGUUUACGUUCAAGAUACAGUUUACGAAGAGGUUUUGCAAAAGUUUAAAGACUAUGCCGAGUCACUGAAAGUGGGUAACCCAUUCGAAGAAGGAGUUUUCCAAGGCGCUCAAACCUCGCAAAUGCAGAUCGACAAAAUUCUGGACUACGUCGAGGUGGGUCAAGGGGAAGGCGCCCGUGUAGUUACGGGAGGUGAGCGUUUGGGAAACAAAGGAUAUUUCGUGAAACCCACGAUUUUUGCGGACGUCACAGAGGACAUGCGUGUCGUCAAGGAAGAAAUAUUCGGACCAGUGGUGACGGUAUCUAAAUUUUCCACAGUAGACGAAGUCAUCGAAAUGGCCAAUGACAGCCAGUACGGUCUCGCUGCAGGCAUCCAUACGAGAGACGUGAACAAAGCCAUUGAUGUUUCUAACCGUGUCAAAGCUGGAACCGUGUGGAUCAACACCUACAACAAUUUCCACCAAAAUGUGCCUUUUGGCGGAUUUGGGCAAAGCGGGAUUGGCCGUGAAAUGGGUGCCGAGUCCUUUGACAAUUACACACAGGUGAAGGCCGUCAGAAUGUCCAUUGACCAUGUUGAACGCUAA
This is a messenger RNA of Lachancea sp. 'fantastica', 1554 nucleotides long. NCBI's taxonomy places the organism in Eukaryota, Fungi, Ascomycota, Saccharomycetes, Saccharomycetales, Saccharomycetaceae. The record is from the annotation of a GenBank genome assembly.